CAAGGUUUGUUUUGUUGUUGUCAGCUGUUAAGUUUCUGAAAUUCUUUAAUUUUUCUCAUCAUAAAUUAUGUGUAUAAUGUGAAACUAACAAUGAACAUGGCCGAUAAAUUGAUAUUUUAGUGCAUCUAAUAAUUUAUAGCAGUGAAAAACAGGAGACCGGGACCUCUCGUGAUGCUGAAACGGUACGUCAAUGAAAACGGAUCCUGUACGGUCAUAGACAAGUACGAGUAAACCAACGUGAUAUAAAUGUGGCUCAGCGACCUGAAUGGUCUUGACAUCGACAGCUCCACCUAUUAAAUAGUCAACAUGGUGGUGGUGCUGAACGGCGUGCUGGCCGACGAAUGCCCGACGUCGGUGCGCGCGCUCCUCGCCAGCCAUCCAGGCUACAGGGACGCGGCGGCCCAGCUACUGGCGGCCGUCGCGCGAGUGGUGCCGCCUCCAGGCCUGCUCUACGUCGGCCAGCGAGAGCUAGCGGCCGUCGUGCCGCAUGACAAAAACGUCAACAUCAUUGGUUCAGAUGACGCCACAUCAUGUAUUAUAGUCGUCGUCAGACAUUCAGGAUCAGGAGCGAUAGCGCUGGCCCACCUAGACGGAUCUGGUACAGAGGAGGCUGCGGCGGCCAUGGUAGCGCGGGUGCAGCAGUUAGCUGUCGGCUACCCUGAGGGCAGGAUCGAGCUGCAGCUCGUCGGCGGGUUCACUGACCCGCGCCGCUACUCCGACGAGCUGUUCGCCAGUAUCAUGUUAUCAUUCCACCGGCUAACAGUAGAAGUGGACCUCACAAUGGCCUGUUGCUGUGAGCUGAACACGGGUCUAGGCGGCGGGCCCCCCACACCUUUAGUGACGGGAGUCGGCGUGGACAUAAGGGCUGGAGACCUGUUCCCCGCCACCUUCCCGGACAAAGGGCCAGAGAUGCCAUUGAGGGGGGCCAGGAUGAUCACUGGGGGGCCGCACACCACACAGGUCCUGGACAUAUACGACAACGGCGUGGGCAUGCUUCGCAUCGGUCCAUUCAACUACGACCCACUACGCGGCGUGGACCUGUGGCUGGAGCAGUCCGACGACUUCAUCCUGCAGAGCCUCAGCACCACGCCCGCCGUGGAGCCGCCGCACUUUGUGCACAAUAUCCGCGUAACGUUGAAAUUUAUACAGCAGCAUCCAUUCCCGGCGGUGACAGUGUUCCCGGAUAACCGGCCACAUUAUUACCGUCGCGACGAACAGACCGGCUGCUGGGUGCCUAUCCGGUUCUAACCGGUUUCUAACCGGCUACGUCACAGAUACACCCGGAUAUUUAUACGAAAACGUCUAUACAGCGCACAUUCAAUGUAUCUAAACUAUCGUAUAGUCAGCGUCAAAUGGUUCGUGACACCCAAAGUGGCCAAAAAGUUGACAACACAACCUUAUUCCAAUGAGGGCUAUCGUUUUUAUACUUAACAGUUGGCACCCCUGGCGAUCGACAGGACCUUACUCUACAGUGGCGCCAUCUUGAUGAGUGCAAAUGCGAUAGUCCUCCUACCACUUUAGCGCUCACAAGUUGGCGCCACUGUCUUCGCUACUAGCAAGUCACAGGACCUCACUCUACAGUGGCGCUAACUGGUGAGCGCUAAAACGAUAGCCCUCAUUGUAAUGAAGACGUGUUGCGAAGUUUUUGGCUACUUUGGGUCUCCGAACUAUUUGACUCUGAGUGUACUGUUGAAUUAUAAUUCAAUGUCAUACGAUUGUCUACGCGAGGCUACUGCAUAAAAUGAUUUCUGUAAUCGUUCCCAUCCAUUUCAUAUACAUUCCGAGACAGUUCUAGUGAAGGAUAGAUUCGAAAAUACA
Molecule: messenger RNA, 1818 nt
Organism: Ostrinia furnacalis (Asian corn borer)
Lineage: Eukaryota; Metazoa; Arthropoda; Insecta; Lepidoptera; Crambidae
Gene: Ntan1
Product: N-terminal amidohydrolase 1
Exons: 10
Coding region: 307-1248 (313 amino acids)
Biological process (GO): ubiquitin-dependent protein catabolic process
Cellular component (GO): nucleus
Molecular function (GO): protein-N-terminal asparagine amidohydrolase activity
Source: RefSeq, a predicted model, not a curated record